This is a messenger RNA of Cyphellophora attinorum, 1446 nucleotides long. RefSeq lists its product as uncharacterized. NCBI's taxonomy places the organism in Eukaryota, Fungi, Ascomycota, Eurotiomycetes, Chaetothyriales, Cyphellophoraceae. The record is from RefSeq and is a predicted model, not a curated record. Bases 1 to 1446 code for a protein of 481 amino acids. The transcript has 2 exons.
AUGGGGGACAGCAGUAUCUUGCCGCGUGAGGAGACGCUCAAAGCACUCCCACCACCACCUCAAGCCACAGGCAGCGCGACCAAGGUCAAGCAGUUGCAAGACUCGGGGAAGCUUCCCAUCCUCGUCGUGCUCGAUGAUGACCCGACUGGAACACAGACCUGCCAUGGUAUCAACGUUCUUACCGUGUGGGACCAGCAGACAUUGACCGACGAAUUCAACUCAACCAAUAGCGGAUUCUUCAUACUCACCAACUCCAGAGCACUACCUACACCACAAGCAAGAGACUUGAUCAAGGAAAUCUGUCAGGCUGUCAAAAAAGCGGCCACUUCGACCGGCAAGGAGUUUGAAUUUGUCCUUCGAGGUGACUCAACGCUCAGAGGUCACUUUCCAGACGAACCUGAGGUCGCCGAAGAGGUCGUCGGGAAAGCAAAUGGCUGGAUACUGGCGCCUUUCUUUCGCCAAGGUGGCCGUCUGACCAUCAAUGAUGUACACUAUGUGGCAGACGGAGAUAAGCUCGUCCCGGCGGCGCAGACGCCAUUUGCAAGGGACGCGACCUUCGGCUACAAGAACUCGCACCUGGCCAAGUACGUGGAGGAGAAGUCUAAGGGCCGAAUCACCUCGAGCGAAGUCGGCUCCAUCAGCCUUGACGACAUCAGAAGUGGUGGUCCGGCUGAGGUAGCCAAGAAGCUUCUCAAGAUGAACAAGAAGGUGAUUAUCAUCAACGCGGUCGUGGAUGAAGACAUGGAAGUCUUCGUUCUGGGUAUGCUGGAAGCUGCACAGCAAGGCUACCGGUACAUCUACCGCACUGGUGCCGCCUUCGUGUCGACUCGGCUGGGUAUCGAGCAGAUUCAGCCUCUUGGUCCAGCAGACUUAGACAUGGAUAUCUCGUCAAAUGCGCCGGGUGGACUCAUCAUUGCAGGCUCAUAUGUCCCCAAAACCACGGCACAACUCGAGUCGCUCGUCCAAGGAAGAGGCGAGAAACUCCAAACAAUUACAAUCGAUGUCGAGAAGCUGCUGGAAGAUCCUGAUCACGUGCGGGAGACAACAAAGACAUUUGCUCAAGACGCAGCAAACUUCAUUUCCAGAGGCGAGGAUGUCCUGCUCAUGACAAGUCGUAAGCUAGUCACGGCGGAGGAUGAGGUCUCCAGCUUGAAAAUCGGAAGCGUUGUAGCGCAGUCGCUUGUGGACUUCAUGGAGCUGCUGGAAGUUCGACCGCGAUACGUUAUUGCGAAGGGCGGCAUAACGUCAUCGGACGCUGCCAGCAAAUCGUUGCGCAUGAGAAGAGCAGAGAUCGCAGGGCAAGCAGCCUCAGGAGUGCCGCUAUGGCGCUGCCAUGAGCCUACCUCGAAGUGGGCCGGCAUCCCUUAUGUGGUCUUCCCCGGAAAUGUCGGAGAGAAUCACACUUUGCGAGAUUUGGUGGCAAGCUGGGCAAAGACAGCUCAUUGA